GUUUGUUUUUCUUUCGGAAAACAUAUCUCGAAUUCUCUACUGGACCUCAUAGUAAUAACCAGUAAUUGAGUAGGCUUCUCACCGGGAGGGUAAUGGCGGCGAUUGCAGCUUCUACUCUUGGAGUCCCUCUUCGGACUCCAUUUUCUUUUUCUUCUUCUUCGACAUGGCGCAGAUCAAUUGUGUCUCAAUCUCUUAACGGCUCUCCCGAUUCUACACCAAGAGUUGGCACAACAACAGUGGAUCGUGUGGGGAGAAGAGCAGCUUUUAUGCUUUCACUUGGGUUGCUCGCUCAAUCCAAGUGGAGUGGAGUAGCGACCGCUUCUGAGUUUGCAGACAUGCCCGCACUCAGGGGAAAGGAUUAUGGCAAGACCAAAAUGAAGUAUCCGGACUACAUUGAAACCAAUUCUGGACUCCAGUAUAAGGACCUCCGCGUUGGCAGUGGCUCAACUCCUAAGAUCGGAGAGACAGUUGUGAUUGAUUGGGACGGCUAUACGAUAGGAUACUAUGGGCGCAUAUUUGAAGCUCGAAACAAGACUAAAGGGGGUUCAUUUGAGGUAUAUUCUACAAAAUUGUUUCUUGGUUCUUUUAUUUGUUUCCAGGUAAUACCAGCUUUUGAGGAAGCCGUUUCAGGCAUGGCUCUGGGUGGCAUUCGAAGGAUAAUUGUGCCACCAGAACUAGGGUACCCUGACUAUGACUACAACAAGAGUGGUCCGAAACCAACGACAUUUUCGGGUCAGAGAGCCUUGUCCUUUGUGCUGCAGAACCAAGGUCUGAUCGACAAAACUCUGUUGUUUGACAUUGAACUCAUCAAAAUCAUCCCGCCGAGGUGAUUCAUUGGCCGGGAGAGACCAAGACACGUUUUGGGGCGGCCUCUUUGGUGGUGGUGCAGGAGAUAUGCUGAAGUAACGCUCUUUUAUGGAAGGGAGGAGCAGGAGCCUCCAUUACGCGCGUGUUAUUUCAGUGUAUGAAUUCAGAUAGGAGCUGUGGAGAAUUGGAGAUGAUGUUGAGCAAACGACUGAAAAGGAAAUGGUAUAGAGCGAGUCAGGUUGAGGUUGUUUUUUAUCACUUAUGUUGAUUGUUGUCAUAAUUCUUUUUACGUAGUUCGUCCCUAGUUCAUCCCAUGUUACAUGAAACAUCUCUAGUUCAUCCAUUUUGUAUGCAAGCACAAUGGAUUUGGAGUAAUCCUCGAAAGAUAUCAAUUAUGCAGCAAUGUCGGAUUAGUUAUGAA
Molecule: messenger RNA, 1228 nt
Organism: Linum tenue
Lineage: Eukaryota; Viridiplantae; Streptophyta; Magnoliopsida; Malpighiales; Linaceae
Source: the annotation of a GenBank genome assembly